Myripristis murdjan (pinecone soldierfish) is the source of this 1545-nucleotide messenger RNA. RefSeq names its product solute carrier family 22 member 13-like. Gene Ontology annotation, cellular component: membrane. Bases 1 to 1545 code for a protein of 514 amino acids. The record is from RefSeq and is a predicted model, not a curated record. Gene Ontology annotation, biological process: transmembrane transport. Gene Ontology annotation, molecular function: transmembrane transporter activity. Lineage: Eukaryota; Metazoa; Chordata; Actinopteri; Holocentriformes; Holocentridae. The transcript is spliced from 9 exons.
AUGAGCAAUUUUCGGCAAGUCCUAGUAGAGAUUGGGGAGUUCGGGUUAUUUCAGAAACUUUUACUGGUUUCAGUAUGCAUCCCAAACGUUUUUACUGCCAUGGACGUAUUUUGCCAGGUAUUCACGGGCUUGAAUUUCCCGCAUCACUGUGAUACUGGCUGGAUUUUGGCCCGCGGCUCAAACUUGACAUAUGAGCGACAAAAAAAUCUCACCCUCCCUGUGAACAAGGAUGGAGAGUUUGAAAGCUGUUUCAUGUUCACACCUGUGGAUUUGGAUUUGGAAACCAUUGAAUUAUAUGGGAUUAACAGCACCACAAAGUGUGUAGAUGGAUGGGAUUAUGAGAAACCCGAGGGAGCCUCCAGCAUUGUGACAGAGUUUAAUCUGGUGUGUGACAGGCGUAGUUUCCAGGAAACAUCACAGUCCAUCUACAUGGCAGGUGUUGUGGUUGGAGCGCUGGUGUUUGGGGUAAUGGCUGACAGAUUUGGUCGACGCUUUGUUAUCCUCCUUUCCAUCCUCCUCGAGCUAUUAUUUGGUGUGGGUGCUGCUUUUUCACCCAACAUCUACAUUUACAUGUUUGUCAGAUUUGUAAGUGCCGCCACAACUUCUGGCAUAGUAAUGAAUGCAUUUGUGUUAGGGGCAGAGUGGACAGAUUCCUCUGGGGUUGCUCUCUUCACCUGUGUCCCCUUCAUUUUCUUCACUUUUGGACUGAUGAUGGUAUCAGGUGUCGCCUAUUUGAUCCGCAGCUGGAGGAUCCUGCAGCUGGUGCUCUUCAGCCCUCUACUCCUGCUCCUGGCAGUUUUGUACUGGAUUCUCCCAGAGUCAGCUCGCUGGCUGAUGACCCAGGGCAGGAAGGAAGACUUGAAGAGGGAGAUCCGGAGGGCAGCCAGGGUGAAUGGGAGGAAGGUGCCAGAGGCUCUGCUGGAACAGCUGCAGAUUGAGGGUACCUCCAAGAAAGGAAGCAUGUUGGACAUCUUCAGGAUAUCAUAUCUGAGAAAACGUGCUCUCAUACUGAACUGUGUCUGGGCUGGAUCAGUUACAGUGUACUAUGGACUGAGCCUGAAUGUUGGUGACUUUGGCCUGGAUAUCUACCUCACACAGCUCAUCUUUGGUGUCGUAGAAAUUCCUGCAUACUUCAUCACUUUGGCUCUUCUUCGGCAUCUUGGGAGGAGAAUAUAUCAAUCAGGGACCUCAGUGAUUGCAGGCUGUAUGUGCCUUGCAAUCCCGGCUAUUCCAAAUGAUCUUCCUGUAGUGAUAACAGUCCUGGCAGUGCUGGGGAAGUUUGCUGCCACUGCCAUGUUCGCCACGGUCUAUAUUUAUAGUGCAGAACUGUAUCCUACCAUUGUGAGGCAAAACGGUAUUGGUCUGAACUCAAUGUGUGGUCGUGUGAUGGGCAUCCUCGCCCCUCUGAUCGUACUCCUGGAUGUCUACCAUCACUCCAUCCCCAUGCUGUUUUAUGGCACCAUCCCCUUGGCUGCUGGGGGUCUCUGCUUGUUUCUGCCUGAGACCCUCAAUGUUGGACUCCAGGACCACGCCGAGCCCAUGUGA